UGUAAUCAAUCUAACAGUGGAACAUUAGCAAGUCACAUGACACCACUGUCCCCUCUCCCACUCACACACUCAUCUGCAGGCAUGUCAGUGUAUCCUGUCCCAACGUCAGCGCUGGAGGUUAACCCCAACUGGGAGGUGGUGUACCAGGAUAUCAGCGUUUAUGGGGUGGUGGGCAAAGCUGUGAUCCUGGAGUGUGGUCCCACCGUGCCUGAUAUGUACAUAUGGAGCUUCACUCAGCCCGGCACCGAAGCCAUAAAAGCUGUGGUGUAUAACCUAGGUAAAGGUCCAAGGAUCCAGAAGUUGGCUGAGACCCUGGGACAGAUAACCAUAAUAUCCAACAGUGCAGCUGUGAGCAUCGAAAAGCUGCCUCUCGCUGCUCAUGGCUUGUUCACCUGCCAAGCCUUCUAUGACAUCGAGCGAGAGCCCAAAGUCUACUAUUACUAUGUGCACCUUACUGUUCGAGUCCCAGUCAGUAAGCCUAACCUGCUGCUAAGUGAUGCAUCACCGGUGGAGGGAUCCACAAUGUGGAUGCGCUGCAUUCUGGAAAAUGGGACAGAGCCAAUCAAGUACAUGUGGCAACAUGAAACCCGCAAUGGCAACAUCACAGUGAUUGCCCAGGGCAGCAGCAGCAUCGUCAACAUGACUGACGUCAGCAGGAACCACACGGGCUGGUACCGUUGUAUAGCCACGAAUGCUGUUAAUACAGACAGCUCCAACCGCUUAUGGCUGGACACCAUCUUUGGCCCCGACCUUCCUGAGAUAAAUGUGACUCCGUUCAGCAUCACAGAACGAGGAUACUCAGCUCUGGAAAGAGAGACUGUUUCUUUGCUGUGUCAAGCCCAGUCCAAUCCAGCCAGUCAGUACGUUUGGUUCUACAACAACUCCCAGGUCUACACUGGUCCACAGUUCACCAUCACCAAGAUCCUCCGCAUGCACACUGGCGAUUAUGCUUGUUUAGCCCAGAACACCUACCUGAACACCCGUUCAAAAAAAACCAUCAGCCUAACCGUGUACUGUGAGUAUACGCUUGACUGACUCCCUAGCA
Molecule: messenger RNA, 1045 nt
Organism: Oryzias latipes (Japanese medaka)
Lineage: Eukaryota; Metazoa; Chordata; Actinopteri; Beloniformes; Adrianichthyidae
Source: RefSeq, a predicted model, not a curated record